AUGAACAUCGGCAACCCACUCUAUUCCAUCGUCAACAAGCUGCGGGACACAUAUACACCCGUCAGCAACACCUCGACCUUCCGCAAGACCGGCCAGAUCACGCCGGAGGAGUUCCUCGCCGCCGGCGACUACCUCGUCUUCAAGUUCCCAACCUGGUCCUGGGCCGACGCCGACCCCUCCUCGAAACGCGUCAGCUACCUGCCCGCAGCGAAGCAGUUCCUGGUGACGCGCAACGUGCCCUGCCACCGCAGGUUAGAUGCCGACUUUGCGGGUGAUGCCGGGCACGAGGAGGCGCUCGUGAACGACGGCGACGACUUCCAGGGCCAGAAGGGCGGCGAUGAGGACGGUUGGCUGAGGACGGGCGGACUGUCGAGUAGCCAGCCCUUGAAGGUUAGGGAGAUCAGGACGGUAGACGACGCUGGCAACGUGGGCGACGGGCAGGUCGUGGAGGAUGAUGAUGAUAUCCCUGACAUGGAGGACGAGGACGAUGAUGAGGCCAUCAUCCGGGAUGUGGAAGGCGAUGGCUUCAACAGUGGCCGUCGAACAUAUACACUCUACAUCAUGUACUCGCCCUACUACCGCACACCACGGCUCUACAUGUCCGGCUACCUGCCAAACAGCCAACCACUCCCACCACACCUAAUGAUGGAGGAUAUUGUGGGCGACUACAAAGACAAGACAGUCACGCUCGAGGACUUUCCCUUCUUCGCCAACAACAUAAAGAUGGCCUCUGUGCACCCCUGCAAGCACGCUUCAGUCAUGAAGACGCUCCUGGACCGCGCGGAUGCGGCGCUCAAGAUCCGGCGCGACAAGCUCAAGGCUGGCACAGCCACGGGCUCUGUGGAUAAGGGCAUGGAGGGCCUCGUCGACGAGAUCAACAAGCUCGAUGUGAGUGGCGCCGCGUCUGAUGCGGCGGAGAGCAAGGGGAGUGGGGAUGAGUGGGAGGAGGUCGGGCAUGACACGGACGACGAGGUUGCCAUUCGGGUAGAUCAGUACCUGGUGGUCUUCCUCAAGUUCAUCGCGAGCGUGACGCCAGGCAUCGAACAUGAUUUCACCAUGGGUGUCUAG
Messenger RNA from Diaporthe citri, 1068 nucleotides. RefSeq lists its product as uncharacterized. NCBI's taxonomy places the organism in Eukaryota, Fungi, Ascomycota, Sordariomycetes, Diaporthales, Diaporthaceae. Gene Ontology annotation, cellular component: cytosol; cytoplasmic ubiquitin ligase complex. Gene Ontology annotation, molecular function: Atg8-family ligase activity. The transcript has 3 exons. Gene Ontology annotation, biological process: nucleophagy; autophagy of mitochondrion; autophagosome assembly. The record is from RefSeq and is a predicted model, not a curated record. The coding region runs from base 1 to 1068 and encodes 355 amino acids.